Postia placenta MAD-698-R-SB12 is the source of this 912-nucleotide messenger RNA. RefSeq lists its product as hypothetical. The annotation marks the transcript as partial. NCBI's taxonomy places the organism in Eukaryota, Fungi, Basidiomycota, Agaricomycetes, Polyporales, Adustoporiaceae. The transcript is spliced from 2 exons. The record is from RefSeq and is a predicted model, not a curated record. Gene Ontology annotation, molecular function: protein binding.
CGACAUGUCGGCUUCUGGUUCGACGAUGGAACAGUAGUUCUUCUUGUUGAGAACAUAGCAUUCCGCGUGCACGCGGGGGUGCUCGCCCGACAUUCCCCAAUUUUCCGUGAUAUGUUCCAGGUCUCCAACAGUUCUGAGCUGGAAAGGAUGGACGGCUGCCCGACAGUACGGUUGUACGACUCCCCACAAGACGUUGUCGCAAUACUGACUAUAAUGUAUGAUGGUACAAGGUUCUUUGGCCCGUCCCCCCCAGUGACUUUCUCUUUCGUGGCGUCUUUGAUACGGCUCGCACACAAGUAUGAGAUGGAUACAGUCAUGGGCGCUGCUGUGACGCGGCUUCAUUCCUGUUUUCCAGACAGCAUGGCCGAUGUAGGCCAAUUCCUGGCGAACCGCAGUCCACUCAUGGCGAUGGAGGACGACGACGCGUUUACAGCUGUUGGCCUUGCCCGCUUGACGGAGACGUAUGGCAUCCUUCCCCUAGCGCUGUACCGCUGCUCUCUGUUUGAAAAUGACAUCCUCCUGCGCGGCAUCCGCAAGGUCGACGGUAUAACAGUCCAACUAGGCGAAGAGGACAUCAUACGCUGCCUUAACGGCAGGGAGAAGCUGCGCUCCCUCAAACUUACCGCCUACGCCUGGCUUUACGACGGGACCUUGCGCUGCAGCUUCGCCUGCCGCACCGCACUGCUGUCAUGCCAAGAAAUCCUCAAAGAAAUCUCCCGCGAUGCGCUGACCAGAUCCAUUUUGACCAGCCCGUCCGUGCUGGAGUCCUUGUCGGUGUCCAUGGGAGGGUUCGGUGACCUGUGCACUUUUUGUACUACAAUGCUGGAGACGAAAGACCUGGAGUCGCGACGAGAGAUCUGGCGCGAGCUUCCUGAGUGCAUGGAUGUCAGAGUGGACAAGUGGGGACUUUGA